AUGGAGCGGGACGACAAGAAAGCCAAGGAUGCCAUCCCAGAAUGGGACGGCAACCCUGGGCGGUGGAGACACUUCGAGACGGCUGUGAAGUGGUUCCCUCGCACGCUCAAGCGGCAGGAGAGGGACCUGGCGGCGAACCGGAUCAUUGGACGCAUGCUGCAGAGCAAGACGAUAGCGAUCAGGACGUUUGCGACCACUCUGGAUCCGGACCGAUAUGAGAAUCCGAAUGGCCACCUCCUCCUCUUGGACGACCUGAGGAGCAGCCCGCUAGGGAAGCUUCCGAUCCCGGACGCAGCCCACAAGAUCAAGCAUUACUACAAGGAUUUCAAGCGGCGCAAGGGCGAGACGGUGGGCGCGCUCUUGAUCCGGGAGCAGGACUGCUACUCGGAGAUGGUCCAGGCGCUGGAGCGCCUCCUCGAGGAGAUGGGCGACAAUGACAAGUUCAAGCAGUGCCAGGAGUGCUUCGGCUACUUCGAGCGAGUGGGCUCUACUUUCUUCGGCCACGCCUCCGGAGUCCUGAAGGUCCUCCGCGGCUUCUUCCUGCUCGAGGCGAUGGACUUCACCGAGAAGGAGAAGCAGGACGUCCGCGUGGUCACGCAGAACCGCUUGGACUUCGACGCGAUCUCCAAGGCCUUGAAGGAGCGCUGGGAGGACAAGGCGCUGGUGCAGCGGGACUUCGGACCGAGGGCUAUGCCUCGGUACGGCCCGGAGGCGGGCCAGCAGUCGGCCCUCGCCGCCGAGUUUGAUGAUGUACACGGGCCUGAUUGGUACGAUGGCUACGCGGCGGCGGUCCAGGCGUGGGAGAACGAAGGGUACGACCACCACGAGGACGAGGACGACUACGAUAUCGAGGAGGAGCCGCAGCUAGCCCCAGAGCCGGAAGGAUCCGAGGCCGUGGAUGAGGAUCUCAACCACCUCAAUGAGGAGCUCGAGGCGGCCCAGGCGAUGGCGGCAGAGCAGCCCUCGAGACCGCCGUUCACGGGUCGAGGCCCGAAGGGCGGCAAGGGCGGCAAGUACCGCGACAGGGACCGCGACCAGAAGGGCAAGAAUGCGAACUACCUGGAGUUUCACACGAUCACGCACGGGUUCGACGAGCUCCAGGGUAUGUACCAGGCAGAGCAGAACGACAGCGGCCUCGCCCCUUCUGAGGCCAUGGUUGAUUGCGGGGCUUCCGCGUCCGCCGGAGGCGAGCGCGCAGUCCAGGCUCUGGUUGCCGCCGUUGCGGCCGCGAACCCCCAGGCCAGGAUCGAGAUCAACCAAAAUGAAAGACCGUGGUUUCGUUUCGGAGACAAUAAGUGGGGCAAGGCACUGUAUAAGGUUUCGGUCGAGUUCGAGCCGGGCUUCGUUUUGGGCAUCUUCGCUCUCAGUCCUGGUGUACCUCUCGUUUUGUUGGGAAUGACUGCUCUGGAGUCGUGGCCGGCAAUCGUGAAUUUCCGAACCGGGGAGGCGGUGAUCAGGGGCCAACUGGUGCAGCUUCGCAAGACCCCAGUCAAGGGCCAUUGCAUCCUCGAUCUGGUGAAGCACGUUUCCGAGAUCUUAAACCCGACCGAGCAAAACACCGAGGGUCUUGCAAAGGCGUUUCAGAGAUGCUCCGGACUAGACCCAGGCUCAAGCGGGAGUAUCGUUUUUUAUUUACUUUUCAACGGCCAGAAGAUGGAGUACGUCACCUCGGAGGGCAAGGUCAAGGAGAGAGAUCCGGGCAGCACGCACCAGGGUCGCAAGAAGGAGAAGCAGAUGGAGCUGGACCCGGCGUUCGCGCUGCAGGCGGACCCCCGCGACCCGAGGACCACACGGGGACCGUGCGGCAAGAUGCAUCGCAAGUACUUCACGGUCAACAACCAGUGGGGCCAGACCAGGACAUGCUAUCGGUGCGGGCUGAGGCUGCUCUACAUCCCGACGACGAAGGCGCCGAUGACGAACCUUAGCAUGCAGCAUCCGAAGUUGGUGGAGUCCGGCCUGGAGUUGGUGCGGCACUGCAACCUGUGGGAGACGGCCAAUCACGAGCAGGUGACCGCGAUGAUCAACAUCGCCACCUCCCUCCGGAGGCUUCCCGGGACCGAGAUCCGCCACGCGCCGGACGCGCUGCUGGAGAUGCUGGGGGCAGCGAACCCCAGGUCGCUACUCGCAGGACUGGCCUUGGUCAUGACCGUGGGCACGAUCACCGAGGCGGUGGAGAUCUGCUGCCAUCCCAACAGCAUGCUGACCGACGAGUGCACCAAGAUCGGCCUCAGCAUGGAGAGGAUCAGCAUCGAGAACGGUUACAACCUCAGCACGAAGGCGGGGUUCGAGGCUGCUGGCAAGAAGCUGGACGAGGUGAUGCCGAAGCGGGCUUGGAUAUCGCUACCAUGCACGCUAUGGACUUCGCUCACGAAUUUCAACUACAAGACCCCAGAGGCACGUGCACGCCUAGAGAAAGACCGACUUCGAGACCGACGACGUGUGAAGUAUGGAGUUCUCCUGUUGCUAAAGAUUGUUGACAACGGAGGCGAGGUCUACUUCGAGUGGCCCCACAGGUGCCAAGGCUGGAAGAUUCCCGAGCUCAAUUUUCUUCGUAUGGAGUUGAGGCGUCGGGGCCGACACGUCUUCGAGGAUUGGAUCGACGGGUGCAUGUACGGCCUCAGGGACUACAACACCAACGAGCUCGUCGAAAAGGGCUGGAGGAUCCUGACCACCGACCCGGAGUUCUCCAAGGUCGCGACCGUGUGUGACCAUUCACACGGUCACCGAGUCAUCAACGGGAAGCAGCACACCGCAGCCACCGCCUACUACCCGCAGGCGAUGUGCAAGGCGAUCGCCCGGCUGUGGCAUGCUCAACUCCGGACACCGAUCGACCUCAACAUGGCCCUGGAGAACCCUGCUGUCCUAGACCUCGAGAAUACCUACCUGAUGGAGCGGGACACCGGGAGCAUCUACGUCGCUGAGCCCACGGAUCUCGAGAGGGAGCAGGUGCGCGCGAUGUUGAGCAGGAUCCACAAGGCUGCAGGCCACCCAGGGAACGAGCACUUGGCGUACUGGUGCAAGAAGCGGCAGUGUCCACGCUGGAUCAUCGAAGAAGCGAUCAACCUUCGCUGCGAGGCGUGCGACCUGGUCAAGCAUGGCCUCUCCCACAAGGUCAAGGCGAGCCUCGACAUCCCCAUGGCACCUUGGCAGGCAGCCGUCAUGGACGUUUCUGACCUGACGUUCCCGGACUUGAAUGUGAAGGCCCAGUUUCUCCUCAUCGCAGAGGUCGCCACCGGCCUGAUGUGCGGGGACAUCACUGCGAAGAUCGGCCUCAAGGACAAGGGCACCGAUUCGUCAGCUACGCUGUUCACGACGUUUGCCAGAGCCUACCUUCAACAUUAUCCAAAGCCAAGGUGGGUUUUCGUCGAUCCUCAGACCUCUUUUGUGGGCGGCGAGUUUAAAGACAACUGCCAGUUGGCCGGCAUCGGCGUCUCAGCGAAACCAGGAGGAGCACAUUGGAUGGCUGGCGACAUCGAGCGCCGCAUCUCGAUCGUCAAGCAGGUGAUGAGGAAGCUUCGCCUACAAUAUCCCAAGCUGAGUCCCGAGACCGUGUUUUACAUCUCGAUUGCGGCGGCCAACAACAUGGACAACAUCAAGGGCUACACGCCGAUGCAGUGGGCUUUCGGGUUUUCUCCGACCGAGGACCCUAUCUUGGCGCACAACGCAGCUACCGGCAAGUUGAAGUCCGACUUCUUCGAGAUCGAGCGGGUGCGAGCGGAUGCGGAGGCCACCUACCUGAAGGAGAAGGCGUCCAGGAAGAUCUCAGAGCUUAAGAACUCAGCCCCACGACAGGACUUCUUCACGGACGGCUUGUUCAUCGGACCGGGUCGGGUCUUGUUCUCCGAGCCGGCGGUUCAGACCGGCAACAAGGACGGCGUGAUCUGGGUCAUCAUGGGCAACCGAUGCUGGCGCUGCGCAGCUGAGCAGCUGCGGCCAGCCACGCAGUCGGAGAUCGUCCAGAUCAACCUGAAGAAGGACGACAUCCUCAACAGUCCGCUCGAGGACGUCUGGAGGCACCUCCAGGACUUUGACGACAUAGCCGGGGAGCCCUACCCAACGGCAGAUGGCAUGAGGAUGCUACCGCGUCAACCUCUUGAAGGCAUGCCGAGGGUGAUCGAGAACCCCGAUGUGGCCGUGGAACCCCACGACGUCACGGAGGCAGAGGACGACCAGGAGGUAGACGAGGCGGCGAGCGACCACGCGGAAGCCAGCGAGAUCGACAUUAUCAACUUCGUGCAGAAUCCGAAUAACGAGUCCGAGAUGGACCUGAUGAAGAUCGAGAUCGAGGCCGACCUUGAGGAGUUCUGCUUCGAUGCGAGCGCGUACUUGGAGAAGCAGCUGAACCGCGUGGCCAACAACAACACGGUCAAGAAGGGCGUGGAGGUUUCGUUUGGCCGCCUGAGCCCCGAAGACAAGCCACUGUUCCAAGAGGCAAUGGCACGGGAGCUGGCGGAACAUCUGGAAGUACCGACAGUCUGGGCUGCAUCUGCUUACGCUGACUACAAUCAUGGAAAAGAUAUCCCAGCUGACAAGCUGAUCAAGAUGAGGUGGCUACUGACCUGGAAGCCUCUGACGCCACCUGAACCGCCGGACAAGUCGGACCCACACCCCGUGAGCACGCCGGACGGGAAGUUCAAGGCGAAGGCCCGUAUCAUUCUGUUGGGCUUUUCACAUCCGGACCUUGUCAGUCGAGACAAGUUCGGAGAUCGGGUACUUCCUACGGCGUCGCCAACAAUUUCAAGAAAAGGGAAGCUGGCACUCCUCCAGAUGGCUGCUUUUCACGGCUGGACCUUCGAGCUAGCCGACGCGAAGUCUGCCUUCCUGCAGGCCGGGCACACUGAGGAGUGGAGGAAGCUCUAUACCAAGGGCGUGAAGGAGCUUCGGCAGGCCUUGCAGAUCAGCGAAGAGGAGUCCAUGCGAGUCCUGGCGGCGAUCUACGGGAUCACGAAUGCGCCGUGGGUCUUCUGGAAGUAUGUGGACCACAAGAUCCACGAGGCAGGAG
Molecule: messenger RNA, 5002 nt
Organism: Prorocentrum cordatum
Lineage: Eukaryota; Dinophyceae; Prorocentrales; Prorocentraceae
Source: the annotation of a GenBank genome assembly